This is a messenger RNA of Protopolystoma xenopodis, 339 nucleotides long. NCBI's taxonomy places the organism in Eukaryota, Metazoa, Platyhelminthes, Monogenea, Polystomatidea, Polystomatidae. The record is from the annotation of a GenBank genome assembly.
CUACUUCAUCUGAAUGAAAGGGUCUGGACGAAAUUUCAACAAGUCAGGUCAAACUGUUUCAAUAAACUCUUUCUUUUCCGCUAUUUGGCUGCUUGCCACCAGCCAUCUUGCCUCGGAAACGAGGUGACACCCCUUCUGAUGGGUCGAUAUUUUUGCUGUUUCCACGAGUACCACUGUCACCACGAUCCGCAAAGAGGGUCGGCGACGAGCUCAUUCUUUCAAUACGACUCAGCUCAUCUGCCCACUUGUCGUCAAACCGCCGGGUCUGAAGCAAGUCGAAUCAGUUUGGCGGCAAUGUUGUCCAUUUUGACCGACGGCAUCUCCAGACGCUUUUGGUAG